Messenger RNA from Cannabis sativa, 3543 nucleotides. Its product is annotated as protein CHROMATIN REMODELING 24. Gene Ontology annotation, molecular function: ATP-dependent chromatin remodeler activity; DNA translocase activity; ATP binding. The transcript is spliced from 22 exons. The record is from RefSeq and is a predicted model, not a curated record. NCBI's taxonomy places the organism in Eukaryota, Viridiplantae, Streptophyta, Magnoliopsida, Rosales, Cannabaceae. Bases 176 to 3328 code for a protein of 1050 amino acids.
AGAAUUAAAAUUUCUCUAUUUGAAAAACCACUGUGAACCGAGGAGACAUAUUUACGAUUCAAAAUAGGACAAGGAGCGGGAAACUUAGUAAGGAAUAGAAUAGAGAAGAGUUGUAGCUGUUCUCAUUUUCAAUCACCUUACCACUCUGCUUCCUCUCACCAUUAGGGCUUCGAAAAUGGCGGACAAAAGCAUCACUAAAAGACCACCUCAGAGUCUCAACGACAGCCACUAUAAGUUCCUUCAAGACUUUUCCGCUCCGCCCAAACAAUCCUCCAAAACCCUCGAGGAGAAUCGUGAGGAUUCAUUGGGAGAUCACAGUGAAAUACGGCUCGUUGACGACGAUGUUCCGAACUUCUCUAUAAUCACCGAGUUUGAUUCUUCUCCUGCUCCUGAACAAAAGCUGACCAAGGUAAAGAUUCAAGGACGCCGCCGUCUUUGCAAACUUUCUACUCGGGAUGAUCAGGAUAAGUCCGAGAAAGAAAAUGUGUUUAACGAACCCACGUUUGAUGCAAUUACAGAUUUUCAGUCCCCACCUCCACCACAUAAUCCAAAAACCAAUGAGGAAAAUGGUGGAGGCAACGAGAUUAGAGAUAUUCUUAAUAACUUGAGUGCAAGACUUGAGUUUUUGUCCAUUGAGAAGAGAAAAGAUGCCAAAAAGUCGAAUCCUGUUGAAGAAUCUCUGCCUCUUCCGAAGUAUGAAAGGAUUGAAGAAGAGAAACAAGUUGACCCGCCUGAGUAUGCUAGUGCAGGCUCUUCAUUUUCACUUAAAUCUGAUUCAUCUGAUUCGUCAUCAGAUGCAAAGAAGAAUGUUAAUAAUGUAAUGGGGAGAGGGGAUGACAAAAAUGGCAGUGACCUUCACGACGAAUCUGACGGUGACAUAUCUAGUAAAUAUGAGCACAAAAAUGAAAGUCAUUUUAUCUCGCAGUUUAAAAAAGAAGAGGUUGGUAAGAAACUAGAUAGUAUACAAAAGACCUCAGCAUACCAGGUGAAAGAAGAGGAGGUAGAUGAAGAAGAUGAUUGUGCUGUGUUGAGUAAGGAAGUGGCAAGGGGAAAGCAGAGCACCAAGUCUGGAGACCACCACAUUUCUAGCAAAGUUGACAUCUUGGAAGGUGACAGCUCUAUAACUCUGAAGGGUGCAAAAUAUACAUACAAGCUUUCUGGUAAUAUAGCAAAAAUGCUGUAUCCUCAUCAGCGUGAGGGGCUCAAGUGGCUGUGGUCUCUGCAUUGUCUGGAUAAAGGGGGAAUUUUAGGAGAUGACAUGGGUUUGGGAAAAACAAUGCAGAUUUGUGGAUUUUUAGCUGGAUUGUUUCAUUCGCGUCUGAUCAAGCGGGUCUUAAUUGUGGCCCCAAAAACAUUACUUCCUCAUUGGAUUAAAGAAUUAUCAGUUGUUGGUCUAUCUGAUAAGACAAGAGAAUACUUUGGAACCUGUGUGAAAGCCCGUCAAUACGAGCUUCAAUAUGUUCUACAGGACAAAGGCAUUCUCCUUACUACAUAUGAUAUUGUGCGGGCAAACUCAAAAUCUUUACAAGGAGAGAACUUGAUGAAGUAUAUGAUUCUAGAUGAACAAAGGGAGGAUGGUAACAUAUGGGAUUAUAUGAUACUUGAUGAAGGACACCUCAUAAAAAAUCCUAGUACCCAAAGAGCGAAAAGUUUGCUUGAGAUACCAUGCACUCAUCGUAUAAUCAUUAGUGGUACUCCAAUUCAAAACAAUCUUAAGGAACUGUGGGCUUUAUUCAACUUCUGCUGUCCUGAACUACUCGGUGAUAAAAAAGAGUUUAAGGAAACUUUUGAAGAUUAUAUUCUUCGUGGGAAUGAUAAGCAUGCCACAGAGAGGGAGAAGCGCACUGGUUCAGAAAUUGCUAAAAAACUUCGAGAUCGCAUUCGACCUUAUUUUUUACGUCGCUUGAAGACUGAAGUGUUCAAUGAAGAUGCCAACAAUGGAGAUGCAAAACUUUCUCAAAAGAAUGAGAUCAUUGUGUGGUUAAGAUUGACUAAUUGUCAGCGGCAACUAUAUGAGGCAUUUUUAAGAAGUGAGCUGGUUCUUUCAGCUUUUGAUGGAUCUCCUUUGGCUGCACUAACGAUCUUGAAAAAGAUUUGUGAUCAUCCACUUCUGUUGACAAAACGUGCUGCUGAAGAUGUUCUAGAAGAGAUGGAUACAAUGCUUAAGCCAGAAGAGGUUAAUGUGGCAGAAAAGUUAGCCAUGUACAUAGCAGAUGCUGCUGAGAAAGAUGGCUUUGAAGAGAACCACGUGAACAUCUCAUGCAAAAUAUCUUUCAUAUUAUCUUUAUUGGAUGACUUGAUUCCAAAGGGGCAUAAUGUUUUGAUAUUUUCUCAGACACGCAAGAUGCUUAAUCUCAUCGAGGAAGCACUAAUCUCCAACAGUUAUGAGUUCUUACGAAUUGAUGGUACCACAAAAGCAAGUGACAGACUGACGAUUGUAAAUGAUUUCCAAAAUGGGGUUGGGGCGCCCAUAUUUCUCCUAACAUCUCAAGUUGGUGGUUUGGGCCUUACACUUACAAGAGCAGAUCGUGUGAUUGUUGUUGAUCCUGCAUGGAAUCCAAGUACGGAUAACCAAAGUGUUGAUCGUGCUUAUAGAAUCGGUCAAACGAAGGAUGUCAUUGUAUAUCGACUAAUGACAUGUGGGACAGUGGAAGAGAAGAUUUACAGAAAGCAGAUAUACAAGGGAGGUUUGUUUAGAACUGCAACGGAGCAAAAAGAACAGACCAGAUACUUUAGCCAACAGGAUCUUCGUGAGCUUUUCAGUCUUCCAGCACAGGGUUUUGAUGUUUCCCUUACACAGCAGCAAUUGCACGAGGAACACGAUUGCCAGCAUAUAAUGGAUGAUUACCUGGAUGCCCAUGUGAAAUUUUUGGAGGGUCAGGGUAUAGCUGGAGUUAGCCAUCACAGUUUACUCUUCUCUAAGGCAGCCCCUGCACGAGACGUACACGAAGAAGAGGAAGUGACUAGAAAGGCAGGGUCUACAUAUAUGGGAGCUUCAAAGUCAAGUUCGUCAGUUGAACGGAGUGUUGAUGGUGCUGAGUACGCCUUCAAUCCCAAGGAUGUAAAGUUAAACAAGAAAAGUUCUUCACCAGAUAGUGGUGGCAAACUGACAGAAUCAGAGAUUAAAGACAAAAUCUUUCGGCUAUCUAAAACUCUUGCAAACCAGGCUAUGAUCUCAAGAUUACCAGAUAAAGGAGAGAAGAUACAAAUGCAUAUUGUGGAAUUGAAUGCUGAACUUGACAGAAUUAAGAUGGGAAAAGAAUCCGAAAAGAAAAUAAUUAGUUUGGAUGAUUUAACUGACGAAUUUCAGAAGGUGAUAAAUGUAUAGCGUAUUGCUGGACAAUGUAUAGUAACUAUUUUGUUGAGAAUUCUCUUCUCAAUCCAUGAAUUAACUCAAUUCUUCUCCAGUUAAGUCAAUAUGUUGGGUUUUCUCCUCGAGUUCAAUGUUUUGGAGAUCUCGCCUGGAUAUUCAAUGCUGUCUGGCACAUGAUUGAUGUGUUUAUCUUUUUUACUUGAUAAAUGCUGUUAAUGGUUACAUCGUUU